Molecule: messenger RNA, 1218 nt
Organism: Mesoplodon densirostris (Blainville's beaked whale)
Lineage: Eukaryota; Metazoa; Chordata; Mammalia; Artiodactyla; Ziphiidae
Gene: BSG
Product: basigin (Ok blood group)
Exons: 7
Coding region: 78-887 (269 amino acids)
Biological process (GO): cell-cell adhesion
Cellular component (GO): cell-cell junction
Molecular function (GO): cell adhesion molecule binding
Source: RefSeq, a predicted model, not a curated record
GCCCGGCGGCUGUCCGGUUCUUAUAGUGCCGCGGGCGGCGGUUGCGCGGGGACGGCGGGACGGCGGGACAGCGGGACAUGGCGGCCGUGCGGCUCGUGGUGCUGGGACUCGUGCUGGUGAGCGCUCAGGGCGGCUUCGUGGCAGGGAGCACGAUCUGGACUUCCGUAGAUGAUGAUGGCUCCAGAACCCGCCUCACAUGCGCCUUGAAUCACAGCACCACAGAGAUCGUGGGCCACCGCUGGGUGAAGGGGGGCAAGGUGCUGAAGGAGGACGCGCUGCCUGGCCUGAGGAUGGAGUACGACGUGGACUCGGACGACCGCUCGGGCCAGUACUCCUGCAUCUUCCUUCCAGAGCAUGCGGGCCGCACCGACCUGCAAGUGAAGGGGCCCCCCAGCGUCAAGGCGGUGAAGAAGUCGGAGCACGCCACCGAGGGGGAGACUGUGGUGCUGGCCUGCAAGUCGGACUCCUUCCCGCCCGUCACCGACUGGAUGUGGUCCAAGAUGACCGACUCUGGGGACCAGGCCAUUGCUAACAGCUCCCAGAACAAGUUCUUCGUGGUCUCCUCGGAGACCAGGACAGAGCUGCAUAUCCCAGACCUGGACCUGAGCUCAGACCCCGGCAAGUAUGUCUGCAACGGCACCAGCUCAGAGGGCGCUGGCCAGGCAGUCAUCACGCUGCGCGUGCGCAACCGCUUUGCUGCCCUCUGGCCCUUCCUGGGCAUCGUGGCCGAGGUGCUUGUGCUGGUCACCGUCAUCUUCAUCUAUGAGAAGCGGCGGAAGCCGGACGAGGUCCUAGAUGAUGAGGACGCCGGCUCUGCUCCGCUGAAGAGCAGCGGGCACCACGUGAACGACAAAGACAAGAACGUUCGCCAGAGGAACUCCAGCUGAGAGGACCAGGAAGAGUCUGCAGGCGCCCAUCCCAGCAUUUGCACAACCCCGCGCCCUUUCCUCUUACAGAAACCCACCUGGCAAAAGCAAACCACGUUGUGCAUUCAAAUCACAUGUUUUCUCACCUUUUUAAAGAAAAACUAAGCUAGGGUUUUCUGUGUGUAGAAUUCUGCCCCUUAGGGGCUUUGCUUUGCUUUUUUAACCAUCUCGUGAGCCCCCCAGGGGAGUCGUGAGGUUUGUGUGAGGCCCCUGCCGCCCCCAUCACCCGUCCCCUCGCGUCCCCUGGGCUGUUGGUCUCCUGGUCUGGGUGUGGAGGACAGAUGGCCCUUUU